This is a messenger RNA of Xylona heveae TC161, 1518 nucleotides long. Its product is annotated as Ketosamine-3-kinase. The transcript is spliced from 3 exons. The coding region runs from base 253 to 1275 and encodes 340 amino acids. The record is from RefSeq and is a predicted model, not a curated record. Lineage: Eukaryota; Fungi; Ascomycota; Xylonomycetes; Xylonales; Xylonaceae.
UUACAACAUCCAACCACAACGUCAUACCCCGGACACCCAACAACAGAGUACGAUGCUAUGAUUUAUUGCCAGACCACCAUCCUUUCACUUUCAAAUUUCAUCCUGAAACACAUACCUUAUACCAGUUCAGUCAUAAGAGAAAAGGUCAUAAAGUGGGACGAGAAGGAUCACAACUAAAAUAAUCACGCAAUUGGCAAUUGAUACUCAGCAUCUUACCACCGUUCCUCAUAAAAUACACGACAAAUCAUAAUCAUGAAGCUAGAUUCCGCAAUUGUCAAGGCCCUGAGCCUCGAUCCAGCCGUCAUAUCUGUGGCCUCGCACGGCGGAUCCGGAUUCUCAAGCACAUCCAAGGUUUCCACAACAGUGACAAGCCCCGAGGGAAAGGAGGAGAAGCGCAACUUUUUCGUCAAGACAGGCAAGGGAAGAGACGCCGAGAUUAUGUUUGAAGGAGAACACACUUCCCUCAACGCCAUCCACGACGCAGUUCCCAGCCUAUGCCCUGCCUCUCUCGCAUGGGGCAAACUCUCCGACUCUCCCGGCGGUGCAUUUCUGGUCACCGAAUUCCUUGACCUAGGAGGCGGCAGCAUCUUCAGCCCCUCUUCAUCCUCAUCAUCGUCAGAAGGAUCGGGAAUGUCUCUCGCGCAAAAGCUCGCAAAGCUACAUACUACCCCCGCGCCUCCACCGCACGACGGAUCGUCUGACAAACCCAUGUUUGGUUUCCCCGCAACCACAUGCUGCGGCGACACGGCGCAGCCCAAUGACUACAAGGCCAGCUGGGCAGAAUUCUACGCUGAGAACAGGCUACGCUUCAUUCUGCGCCAGAGCGAGAGCACAAACGGCGCAGAUGACGAACUCCGCUCGCUCGUCAAAAAGACUGCAGAUGUCGUCGUGCCGAGAUUGAUUGGAGACGAAGUACUGAAUAAUGGAAAAGGCGUCACCCCCGUGGUCACACACGGCGAUCUUUGGUCCGGUAACAAGUCCCGCGGAACCAUUGGAGGUCGGCCGGGCGUCGAGGAUGUCGUGUUUGAUCCGAGUGCGUGCUAUGCUCACGGCGAGUUUGAUCAUGGUAUCAUGAGCAUGUUUGGUGGGUUUGGAAAGUCGUUUUGGGAUGAGUACCAUCGCUAUUGCCCAAAGACGGAACCACAGGACCAGUGGGAAGACCGAGUGGCUCUGUAUGAAUUAUAUCACCACCUCAACCACCAUGCCAUUUUCGGCGGAUACCGCGCCGGAGCGGUAUCCAUCAUGAAGAAACUCUGGAAGAAAUACGGCGACUAACUUUGUCCCAUUUAUUUUUAUUUUUAUUUUUAUUUUUAUUUAUAUUUAUUUUCAUCUUAUUACCUAUCCCUUUGGCCCUCAUUACGUAUAGAUGAAGUAUCGUGUAAUAUAUACGCGCAAUAUAUCCAAGAGUCCGAGAUAUUUUGUAUAUAGAUAUCAAGUUCCCGUAGAGGCAUUUUACAUAGUAUCCCCAAUCACGAAGCCGUACAUUCUGUUUCCAAUAUAAACGCGCACAUUUCAUUC